CCCAUCGUAUUGGUGGUCUACAAACCAAAAAAAUCGGACAGCUCGGCCAAGCAGGCAAGCAAUAGGCUAUUUGGAGGGCAGCUUGGCCGAUGCAGAUAGGCAGUAGCCUACAUCACUAUGUUUCGGCAGAUCAAAAUCUACUGAGUUGAAGGCUAUACUAUUUGACUACGUCGUUCAUUUGCUAUGCAGAAUAUGCUAUUGCUUCUACUGACGUUACUCAGUACCCCUCAUUGCAUGGGGUAUUCUUUGGGUAUCCUACGCUGGAACGAAGACAGGAAGGUUGUGUGUUCAGGGAAGGAUUUCCAAGUACCUGUCUUCUCAAGGUCAAGGAUAGUGACAUUCACUCCUAGCUCACCCCCUGAACCAAAGAGGGUGUUGCUUGAGAAUAAUAUUGUAAAGGAUCCAAGAUAUGAAUGGACUCGUGACCAGACUUUACUGUUGAGGGAGGUUACCCGUCGAGACCAAGGCGUCUACGCCGUCAAAUUCUCCCAUGGCUUUACCAUUGAGACGGUUGAGCUUGUUGUUUCAGAAUGCAUCAGGAAGCUCCAUAAAACAUAUGGCGAGACCUUUAAACUGGACAUCCCACCUGAUGGAGCAAGUCUGGAGUUAAACCCCCUCAGCCCCCUUUCUUUCCUUUCAUCUAUCCCUUCCCAAUCUCCUUCCCCUUCUCCCUCUUUUUCUUCUUCCCCCUCUCCCUCUUCCACUCUCCCCUUGUUUCUCUCCUCCUCUCCCUCUUCGUCUACCUCUCUGCCCCCCUCACUCUCCUCCUCACACACUACAUCUCCUUCUCAGAACCACUCCUCCUCCUCCUCCCCCUCUCCUCCCUUCUCCUCUUCUUCUAAGACCCCCUCUCCCUCCUCCUUUCCCUCCUCCUCUACCUCUCCCUCCUCCUUUCCCUCCUCCUCUCCCUCUCCUCCUCCCUCUCCCUCCUCUCCAUCUCUCUCUUCCUCCAUUUCUCCCCUUUCACCAUUCCCCACACUGCCGUUGGUCCUGUGGACCGACAGCCGGCCCAGUGAGAGGACAUGGGGCAGGGGGAGGGUGAAGGACAGAUCGUGGCUGGUGGAUGAGGUCACACUAGCGGACCAGGGCAACUACACCAUCAAAGACAGCGACGGCAAGGUGGUGUCCAGGGCCAGCCUGACCGUGACAGCCCACUGGUCCAAUAUCACCGCGUUCAAUAAGGAACCCCUGUACAUCCGCGUGUACACACCUCUCAGAGAGGCCCAGCUGCGCCUCGUGCCCGACCACCCCUCCUCCCGCUCCCGCUCUGCCACCACCCUCUUGCAGGACGGGCAGAUCGUGGAGGAGGCGCCCUGGCACCGCGGACGUCUCUCAUUGGAGCAGAACCGCACCGGCCUCUACUUUGUCAUGGCAGGUGUCAGCGAGAAGGACAACGGCAUUUACGAAAUGCGCGAUGGGCAAGGGAACCUCGUGUCGACCAACAUUGUGAGGGUUGUGGAUAAGCACGUGCGAUGGAGAGCCGUGAUAAAGUCCAUCUCGGUUCCCUCGGGCAUGUUCGCGUCUCUGGCGGGUCUCAUCCUCUUCCUGAAGAGGUACCCCAGCUGCAGCGUCGCCAAGAUACUCCGCGGCCUGAGAGACCGGCGCAAUGCCACGACUGCCGGUGUCCCCCCGAGAGUACACAUUGAGGACUACAGUGAGCCCAACCUCACCAGUUUCACCAGUUCCCCAUACAAGAUCAGAUCAUCCAAACAAUGGAGCCCCAGUCCCUCGCGCAGUGGUUACUCUCCUGUUGUCCAGAGAGCCUUUGGAGACUCCCCUGAGCCAGCCAGAGCCACAGAGAUGCUAGGAACGGAUCCCAGUCAGAACCUACUGAGUCAGGAAUCAGGAAGUGUGAGGAAGACGUCCUUCUCCCUGGUCGGGGCCUCGGACUGCCUCCACUCCUCCGAGCACUGCGCUCAGUUUGACCUCGGCAGGUUCAACCGCAACAAGGACGCCAAGGACUAUUUCUCCACCUUACCACUGGACAUGGACACGUCUGACAUCUGCAGUGUGUAUACCUCAGACAAGCUGAACUUCCUCUAGGGGUGGAGCUGCGAGGGGGAUAUGUGGAAAGGGAAAGAGAAGCAGAGAAGGGAGAGAGAGAGAGAGAGAGAGAGAGAGAGAGAAAAUGAGAGAGGGAUGUGUAAAAUCUGAUAUAGAAAGACGAAGUUUGUGUGAGGGAUCAGAAAGUGGUUGGACUCACCAUUGUGCCUGUCCUCUCUAUAGCUGUAACCUAUUAACAGAUCGGAGAGUGAAAGACGCACAGUGUGGCACAGAAAGUGUAGAGGUUGACUUGCUCUUAUUUGCUGUUAUUUAACUUCACAAGGUGUUUUUUCCAGAACAUAGGACAAAGAAAGCUGAACGGUCACAGUACGAGCAGAAUGAUGCAGGUCAGUGUGAGUGUGAGGGAUGACUAUGAAUUCAUCUGAUUUCUAUGGGAUUGCUGGGAACACUCAGAUCACAUGGACCUCACAUCCCCGGAUAACAUAGUCCUUUUUAGACUGAUCCCAGGUGACUCUCCAAGAUGACAAAUGUUCUGUCGACAGUAUGGAUUUUGAACUUGUUGAUCUCAAUAGAUUUGUUGGGUUCUUGACAUCAGCUGCUCAGCUGAAGUACUCCCUGUGUACCUGUAAGAAAGCUCAUCCCUUGUGAACUGAGUGACUGCAGGGGACAGGGGACUGCUAGUCUUCCAGGAGCAAACACUUGUAGGACUGCAGCCUUUUUGUCCAUGAUUUGUGCGGAUUGUAGAUGUUGCUUUACUUGUGGAACUUUUUCAUUCGUCCGGUCAUGCAGUUUCCUAUGUUCCUUUUUUCAGGAAGUUUCCCCACGUCUCUUUCAUGGCAUGUCUUAUUCAGCACAAGGGCUGUCAUUAGGUUAGAGUUGUUUGGCUGAGACCUGUUGUCCAUAUUUUCUUUGUGGAUUGUGGACUUUUCCAGAAUAUCUUCACUUCUCCAGUCUUACAUUCAUUGGAUCUGGAAGUUCUCCCAACUCCUCUUCCUGCAUGUCUGACUCAUCACAAGGGCUGUGUUCCUUAGGUUAGACUUGACCCUUUUGUGGACUAUUGUCACUGACACACUGAAUCAAAUUUGGUGUAUACUGUAGAUGACCUGUGUGUGUUGCCCUGACAUUUUACAGUCUAUAUACCUAGAGGCACCACUUAUGCAGAAAAAAUAGGCUAUGGUCAUGGUCAAUCAAUUCAUCCUUUGUGUCCCAUUCAUUCUACAAUUUUA
Sardina pilchardus (European sardine) is the source of this 3230-nucleotide messenger RNA. RefSeq lists its product as uncharacterized. NCBI's taxonomy places the organism in Eukaryota, Metazoa, Chordata, Actinopteri, Clupeiformes, Clupeidae. The transcript is spliced from 11 exons. The record is from RefSeq and is a predicted model, not a curated record. Bases 184 to 2043 code for a protein of 619 amino acids.